ACACUUUAAAGAGGUGUUGCUCACUAACCUGAAAGGAGUUUCAGAAAGCACAUGUAUUGAGCUGAUGGCGGUACAAAGUCACGCAACAAUUCAGUUUUAAUCAUUUAAAAUAUACAUGUUGGUACUUGAACGAGCAAUGGAGGGACAAGUCUAUGCUCAGGAGGAUCUGGCGAGUCUGUCAGAUUUGGACGAGAAGAGUUUACUUGAGUCACUGACUACACGCUUCAGCCACAGUCACAUCUAUACUUAUAUUGGGGAUAUUUUGGUCGCCAUGAACCCAUUUAAACAACUUCCACUCUAUGGAAAAGAGGUAUCAGAGAAGUACAAAUGCCAUGAGAAGAGCACUUUACCUCCACAUAUAUUUGCUGUAGCUGAUCGAGCAUACCAGUCCAUGUUAGGCCGUCUGGCCACUGGGCCAAAAAACCAAUGCAUCGUUAUCAGUGGUGAAAGUGGAGCAGGGAAGACCGAAAACACAAAGCUUUUAUUGCGGCAGCUCAUGGAGCUUUGUCGGGCGAACUCUCAGCUUGAGCAGCAGAUCCUACAGGUGAACCCUCUUCUGGAGGUGUUUGGAAAUGCCCAGACAGUCAUGAAUGACAACAGUAGUCGGUUUGGAAAGUAUAUACAGCUGCGCUUUCAGAACUCUUCAGUAAAAGGAGCCAAAAUCAACGAGUACCUCCUAGAAAAGUCCCGUGUGGUCCACCAAGAUGAAGGCGAGAGGAACUUCCACAUUUUCUACUGUAUGCUUGCUGGCAUUUCUGCACAGGACAAGGAGAUGUAUGGCCUCCUGGACCCUACUCAAUACCGUUACCUGAAUGGCCGAUUUGGUCAGGCCGAUAUGGUGCAGCACUGGAGUGAAAAGUACAAUGAAGUGAGCAACGCCAUGGAUAUGGUGGGCUUUGAGGAGCAGGAAAAGGUGGACAUGUUGACAAUCCUGGCUGGGAUCUUGUCUCUGGGAAAUAUCACGUUCGAGCCGACUGAGAACGACGCACUGAAAGUGAGCAAGACUUCACAGGGCUGGCUCAAAGCUACUGCGGGUCAGUUUGGUGUUCAGGAGGAUGACCUGAUGAGGUGCCUCACUUGCACUAUGUCAGUUACUCGAGGGGAAUCCAUCCACCGCUUUCACAACCAGCAACAAGCUGAAGAUGCCCGAGAUUCGAUCGCCAAAGUGGUGUACGGCAGAGUGUUUGGCUGGAUCGUUAGUAAAAUUAAUGAGCUGCUGACGCAUAAACUGGAUACAAAUGUUGAGCUGAGCGAAAUAGGUAUUCUUGACAUUUUUGGGUUUGAGAACUUUGCCGUGAACCGUUUCGAGCAGCUCUGCAUUAACCUUGCUAAUGAGCAGCUACAGUAUUUUUUUAAUCAUCACAUUUUUCUAAUGGAGCAAAAUGAGUACAAAGAGGAGGGCAUCCAUUGGGAGACCAUCAGCUUCAAGGAUAACAAACCAAUUCUGGACCUGUUCUUAACGAAGCCGAUUGGGAUUUUGUCCUUGCUGGAUGAGCAGAGUGCCUUUCCUCAGGCCACAGAUGGAAACUUUGUAGACAAGCUGAACAGCAAAUUCAAAGCCAAUCCCCACUUUGAGGUGGUCCGGAGCCAUAGCCCUCUCUUUACUGUUGUGCACUAUGCUGGAAAGGUACAGUAUAAUGCCAGUGGAUUUCUGGAAAAGAACAGAGACAACAUUCCAGCGAGCAUUCGCACUCUCUUCAUCAAUAGUGUUACACCUCUUCUUAGUGUCCUCUUUGCUGCCACAAUUUCCAGAACAGGGACAUUGAUGCCACGUAAAGCAAAGAUGGUAAACUUUGUAGAUGACAAUUUCAACUCAACCAGGAAGCAGUCUGUGGGCACACAGUUCAAGCAUUCCCUGACUGUAUUGAUGGAGAAGAUGUUUGCAGCCAAUCCGCACUUUGUAAGAUGCAUUAAACCCAACGGCAGCAAAUUGCCCAAUCAGAUGGACAGUAAACUCAUCAUGGAUCAACUAAGGUACAAUGGCCUGUUGGAAACAAUCCGCAUUCGAAAAGAAGGUUUCUCCUGGCGACCAUCUUUCAAAGAAUUUGCGCAGAGGUACAACAUCCUGCUGCUUAAACCGGAUCUGCCUCUGGACAAGGAAAGCUGUAUGUCGAUUCUAAAUGGCACAGAGCUGCAUGGCUGGAAAUGCGGUUCAUCACGAUUGUUUUUCAAAUACUGGCAACAGGACGAGUUGGCCCGACUCCUAGAGAGGCUUGGGAAAGCAGCUGUUGUCAUUCAGAAGAAUUACCGUGCAGUGAGCUGUAGGAAAAGGUACUUAGGCCUGCUGGCUGAAGUUAAACGCCAACAGCAGGCCCAGCAAGAGAGGGAAGAAAGGGAAGAAGAGGAAAGACGGAGACAGGAGCUUCUGAUAGAGCAAGAGAGAAACAAACGUUUGCUGGUGGAGCAAGAAAACAAGAGGCCAGUUUCUCCCCCAGUUCCUUUACCCAGAAAGAAAAAACCUCAGCCCAGACCUCGAGCCAUACUUGCCGCAAUUGCCCUCGCGCCUCAUCUAGCGCCCGUACCUCGCCCCCGCAGUAGGCACUUCGAGGCGACGCCGUUUGAUAACCACCAGCAGGAGAACAGCGAUGUGAUGACACUUCUGGCUCAGGAGGUGGAUGAGGAGUGGGCAAAUGAGAAAAGGAAGAAGAGGAGCAACACCAUUCGGUGGUUCAAAGAAACACAAGCCCGCAAAGUAGCCAAAAAUGGCAGUUUUCCUUGCUGGUUCCAUGGCUUGAUCCCUCGAAGACAAGCUGAGGAUCUGUUGACUGACAAGCCUCUUGGCUGCUUUUUAAUUAGAGUGGGACAAAGUCGAGAAGGAUAUACCCUUACAUACAGGGGAGCUGACCGGCUUCGGCACUAUAUGAUCGAGAUGCAGAGUAAUGGGAAGUAUGUAAUCCUGGGUGAGGACAGAGUGCAUGCUUCUCUGCUCGAUUUGGUUCAAUAUCAUACACAAGUGGGUAUCAAGCCAUUUAUGGAGCUCCUUACUGAGCCAUGCGGACAAACAUGCGACCAUGUCCCAGAUUACGAAGAGCUGAAGACGUUGCUGGGGCCUGGUUUGCCUGACAGCAGCAAUACACAUUGCAGAGAAAACAACCACAAAGAUAAGGACCAUGUGCAUGUCGAAAUGCAGAGGAUCUUUCAGCCUCCAGGCAAAAAUCCGGAACUAGAAGCUUCUAAAGCCCCUGUCCUGAGGCGUGUGUCAGACAGAUACAGACAUGUGGAGGCAACUGGGUUAGAGCAGAAAGGAGACGAGGAUUCAGGGGAAGUAAAAGCUUUUCCCCGCCUCUACCCUUCUAUUCGCUUAGCCAUGAGGGAGAUCCAGCAGAUCCAACAGCAUGCACAGCAGUUCUCAGCCAACCAACCACAAAACUCCCAAAACCACUGGACACCCUGGGGGAAGAAAGAUCCCUAAAGGAAGGAUGGAUAACAACAUAGGGGUUUUUUUUUUGCUGCUACCUACAUCAGAAUGUGAACAGCUGAAAGAAAGGAGGGGAGGUUUUUAUGUGAAUGGGACUUGAACUUGAACAAAUGGAGGCAAACUUUUCGACUUUUGUUACAUGGGGCUGUUUGGGUUUAGUUUCUUUAUUACUUUUAAAUUAUGUAUUGAUCACAUAGGGCACUUAAUAAACACUGUCUGAUUUUGCAGACUUCCAUCA
Silurus meridionalis is the source of this 3656-nucleotide messenger RNA. Its product is annotated as myosin-IIIa. The record is from RefSeq and is a predicted model, not a curated record. Lineage: Eukaryota; Metazoa; Chordata; Actinopteri; Siluriformes; Siluridae. Gene Ontology annotation, molecular function: protein binding; ATP binding; cytoskeletal motor activity. The transcript has 30 exons. The coding region runs from base 116 to 3412 and encodes 1098 amino acids. Gene Ontology annotation, cellular component: myosin complex.